GUGCGACCGACAAAGCCAACGGCGCCGCGGGAAAGAUCGAGGCGGAUCUCUUGGCGCCCGCCGAGGACGUUCGGGAUGUUGACGCCAUGAGAAAGGGCGGCGAGAUGACUGAUAAGGAGGAUGAACUGAGUCGGAGUCACUUGACCGAGUCCAUUGAGGAGUUUUCGGACAAAUCCCGCGACUACCCCAAAAUCGCAGAGAAUGGGUCGUCGAUCUUCCUUCUCUUGCAGGUGAGAUCGCUGGUCGCUUUGGAAAGGAAGCCAGAGGUCGACCGCAAGAUCCGAGAUGCUGCAGCUGUCUACGCAGCAAG
Molecule: messenger RNA, 310 nt
Organism: Prorocentrum cordatum
Lineage: Eukaryota; Dinophyceae; Prorocentrales; Prorocentraceae
Source: the annotation of a GenBank genome assembly